Molecule: messenger RNA, 3819 nt
Organism: Ceratotherium simum simum (southern white rhinoceros)
Lineage: Eukaryota; Metazoa; Chordata; Mammalia; Perissodactyla; Rhinocerotidae
Source: RefSeq, a predicted model, not a curated record
AUUUGCUUGUAAAUGCAUCACGAAGAGGUAGCCCAGAAUGAAGAAAACAAGCAGGAGUGUUGGCUCAGUGCCUAAAGUGUCUGGGAUAAGCAAAACACAAACAGUAGAAAAAACUAAACCUGAGAACAGCUCUUCAGCAUCUACAGGAGGCAAAUUCGUAAAACCAGGAACAGCAGCAUCGUUGUCAAAGACCAAGAGCAGUGAUGACCUUUUAGCUGGAAUGGCUGGAGGGGUGACAGUGACUAAUGGUGUUAAAGGAAAGAAGAGCACCUGCCCUUCUGCAGCAUCUUCAGCAUCUGCCCCUGCCAUGACCACUGUGGAGAACAAAUCCAAGAUUAGCACAGGCACUAGUUCUUCAACCAAGCGGAGCACUUCCACAGGUAAUAAAGAAUCCAGUUCUACUAGAGAAAGAUUACGUGAACGUACCCGACUAAACCAGAGCAAAAAACUACCUUCUGCAGGUCAGGGAACUAAUGACGUGGCAUUGGCUAAACGUUCCCGAAGUCGCACUGCCACGGAAUGUGAUGUUCGCAUGAGCAAGUCUAAAUCGGACAAUCAGAUCAGUGACAAAGCUGCUUUGGAAGCCAAAGUGAAAGAUCUUCUCACACUGGCAAAAACCAAAGACGUGGAAAUUUUACAUUUAAGAAGUGAACUCCGAGACAUGCGGGCUCAGCUGGGCGUUAAUGAGGAUCAUUCUGAGGGUGAUGAAAAAUCUGAGAAGGAAGCCAUUAUUGCUCACCAGCCGACUGAUGUUGAGUCCACUUUAUUGCAGUUACAGGAACAGAAUACUGCCAUCCGUGAAGAACUCAACCAGCUGAAAAAUGAAAACAGAAUGUUAAAGGAUAGGUUGAAUGCAUUGGGCUUUUCCCUAGAGCAGAGGUUAGACAACUCUGAAAAACUGUUUGGCUAUCAGUCCCUGAGCCCAGAAAUCACCCCUGGUAACCAGAGUGAUGGAGGAGGGACUCUGACUUCUUCAGUGGAAGGCUCUGCCCCUGGGUCAGUGGAGGAUCUCUUGAGUCAGGAUGAAAACACCCUCAUGGACCAUCAGCACAGUAACUCUAUGGACAAUCUAGACAGCGAGUGCAGUGAGGUGUACCAGCCCCUCACAUCAAGCGAUGACGCCCUAGACGCACCCUCGUCCUCAGAGUCAGAAGGCAUUCCGAGCAUAGAGCGCUCUCGGAAGGGGAGCAGUGGGAAUGCCAGUGAAGUGUCUGUUGCUUGCUUGACGGAGCGGAUCCACCAGAUGGAAGAGAACCAACACAGUACGAGUGAGGAACUUCAGGCAACUCUGCAGGAGCUAGCUGAUUUACAGCAGAUUACCCAAGAACUGAAUAGUGAAAAUGAAAGGCUCGGAGAGGAGAAGGUUAUUCUCAUGGAGUCUUUAUGUCAGCAGAGUGAUAAGUUGGAACACUUUAGCCGACAGAUUGAAUAUUUCCGCUCCCUUCUAGAUGAACAUCACAUUUCUUAUGUCAUAGAUGAAGAUGUGAAAAGUGGACGCUAUAUGGAAUUGGAACAGCGUUACAUGGAUCUAGCUGAGAAUGCCCGUUUUGAACGAGAGCAGCUUCUGGGUGUCCAGCAGCAUUUAAGCAAUACUUUGAAGAUGGCAGAACAAGACAACAAGGAAGCUCAAGAAAUGAUAGGGGCACUCAAAGAACGAAAUCACCAUAUGGAGCGAAUUAUUGAGUCUGAGCAGAAGGGUAAAGCAGCCUUGGCAGCCACAUUAGAGGAGUACAAAGCCACAGUGGCCAGUGACCAGAUAGAGAUGAACCGCGUGAAGGCCCAGUUGGAGAAUGAAAAGCAGAAAGUGGCAGAGCUGUAUUCUAUCCAUAACUCUGGAGACAAAUCUGAUAUUCAGGACCUCCUGGAGAGUGUCAGGCUGGACAAAGAAAAAGCAGAGACUUUUGCUAGUAGCUUACAGGAGGACCUGGCUCACACCCGAAAUGAUGCCAAUCGAUUGCAGGACACCAUUGCAAAGGUAGAAGAUGAAUACAGAGCCUUCCAAGAAGAAGCCAAGAAACAAAUAGAAGAUUUGAAUAUGACAUUAGAAAAAUUAAGAUCAGAGCUGGAAGAAAAAGAGACAGAAAGGAGCGACAUGAAAGAAACCAUCUUUGAGCUUGAAGAUGAAGUGGAACAACAUCGAGCCGUGAAACUUCACGACAACCUCAUUAUUUCUGAUUUAGAGAAUACAGUUAAAAAACUCCAGGACCAAAAGCAUGACAUGGAAAGAGAAAUCAAGACGCUCCACAGGAGACUUCGGGAAGAAUCUGCGGAAUGGCGGCAGUUUCAAGCUGAUCUCCAGACUGCAGUGGUCAUUGCAAAUGACAUUAAAUCUGAAGCCCAAGAGGAGAUUGGUGAUCUGAAGCGCCGGUUGCAUGAGGCUCAAGAAAAAAAUGAGAAACUCACAAAAGAAUUGGAGGAAAUAAAGUCACGCAAGCAAGAGGAGGAGCGAGGCCGGGUGUAUAACUACAUGAAUGCUGUUGAGAGAGAUUUGGCAGCCUUAAGGCAAGGGAUGGGUCUGAGUAGAAGGUCCUCAACUUCCUCCGAGCCAACCCCUACGGUAAAAACCCUCAUCAAGUCCUUCGACAGUGCAUCUCAAGUUCCAAACCCUGCUGCAGCUGCAAUUCCUCGAACGCCUCUGAGUCCAAGUCCUAUGAAAACGCCCCCUGCGGCAGCUGUCUCCCCUAUGCAGAGACAUUCCAUAAGUGGACCAAUCUCUACAUCCAAACCCCUGACAGCCCUGUCAGAUAAGAGACCAAACUAUGGAGAAAUCCCUGUUCAAGAGCAUCUAUUAAGAACAUCUUCAACCAGCCGACCUGCUUCUCUGCCGAGAGUACCUGCCAUGGAAAGUGCCAAGAACAUCUCAGUGUCUCGACGAAGUAGUGAAGAGAUGAAACGAGACAUCUCUGCACCUGAGGGAGCGUCGCCGGCCUCUCUGAUGGGGAUGGGAACCACAUCACCACAGCUUUCCCUUUCCUCCUCUCCCACGGCAUCUGUGACCCCCACCACCCGAAGCCGGAUAAGGGAAGAAAGGAAGGAUCCUCUCUCAGCAUUGGCAAGAGAAUAUGGAGGAUCAAAAAGGAAUGCCUUGCUGAAGUGGUGUCAGAAGAAAACAGAAGGCUAUCAGAAUAUUGACAUUACAAACUUCAGCAGCAGCUGGAAUGAUGGGCUGGCCUUCUGUGCUCUCCUGCAUACGUACCUUCCAGCCCACAUUCCAUAUCAAGAACUGAACAGCCAAGAUAAGCGAAGGAACUUCACGCUGGCCUUCCAGGCAGCUGAGAGCGUCGGCAUCAAAUCCACUCUGGACAUUAAUGAAAUGGUGCGGACUGAACGGCCCGAUUGGCAAAAUGUGAUGCUGUACGUGACAGCGAUCUACAAGUACUUUGAAACCUGAGCACACCAGGACGACCCUCCACAGUUAUCAAGCAACACCAACGCCAUUACCUACAUGCCCUGUAAAGCUUUCAGUGACUCUCUGGGUUGCCCCACAGUGUGUGAGCCUUCAAGUUGGGGCCUCCGAGUUGGGAGAACUCGGGCCUCUGUGGCCCACGACUCAGACUGGGCUCCUCCCUCAUGACCUGUCCAGUCAGAGGUCAACGUGGGCUCAACACACAUCAUGCUGAUUGGCAGCCGGAGUUUUCCUUCUGAAGAGAAUAUUGAACUACGUUAGUGCUAUGGGGUGUAAAAAAAAGAAGGGCUCAUGGCACAGCAAAACUUGGGAAAGGGGGUUAAAUUAUAUGGACAGCUCACACAGGGUUAGUGACAGCUGUAGCCACAGUGCUUCUUGACUGCUCGCUGUGCAAGUUCCAUCACCCGUGAGAA